CGAUUUCUUUCGAGUGUGGCCGGGAGUUUGCACUCCCGGUCCACCGAUGCAGAACACACGGCCACUGGGUUUCACAGAAGUUAAAUACUAUUGCCCGUCAAAAUCUACAUUUGUAUUGAAGAGUCUGAGCUAAAAUCUGUCCACCCAGAAGAAAAGAAAUGGCUUCAGAUUACUUUAAAUUAAAGCCAGCUGCGUUACACAUCUUAAUUGGUUGCUUCAUCUCUUCAUUAUUUAUACCCGAAACACUUUCACAAUUUUCAGAAAAUGAAAUCAACAGAAUCUGUCCAGACAUACGAAUUGGCGAGGAUGAUUUACCAGGGUUCGAUCUUAUCCGAAAGUUUCGUUUGGACGACAAAGAAGUUUCUUUCCCUGGUGUCAAGGUAGUACGAGGCUCCAACAAAAUGCAGACAGCUUAUCGAUUGUCGAAGCGAUCCAAUCUCACUCUACCAACUAGAGCAAUCUUUCCACUCGGGAUCCCAGAAGAAUUCUCCUUUGUGUCGACUUUCCGCAAGAGAAAUAACCGUAACGACCGUUGGAACUUGAUUCGAAUAACCGAUCUCUCGGGACAAACGCAGUUUGCUAUCGUACUCGAUCCUCGAACGCAAGAACUUGAAAUGCUAACUCUGGAUCUUACUGGACGAGUGCAAGCCGCACGAUUCUUGGAUAUAAAGAAUGAUGACAAAGACUGGCACAAGAUAGAUUUGAGCGUGCGUCGAGAUCGGGUCACUUUAUACGUUGACUGUGAAUUGAUCGGGACUCAACCUCUCGAUAUCCGAAGGCCUAUAGACGUCAAUGGAGAUAUUACCAUUGCGAAAUUUGAAGACAACAAACCAGUUCAGAUGGAGCUUCAGUGGAUGAUUAUGACUUGUGAUCCAACUAGAUCUCAAAGAGAAACUUGCAUAGAACUACCAGCCUUUGAUUUGCAGGCUAAAAAGCGAAAUACAACCACCUGCCAAGCUUGUCCCCCAGGGCCACCAGGAAAAAAUGGGACUCAGGGCCCUCCAGGAACGCCUGGUGAGAGAGGACCUCAAGGAUGGCCCGGGAUUCCAGGAGCACGAGGGCAAACAGGCCCUCCGGGAGUAGCGGGACGAGAUGGAUCCCCUGGUCCUCCGGGUGUCGCUGGUCCACCUGGCCCUGAAGGAGCAACUGGACCUAAAGGAGACGUUGGAUUCCCUGGAGUUCCAGGAAACCCUGGAGAGAAAGGGGACAAGGGCGAUCGAGGAGAAACUGGAAAACCGGGUCCAACUGGUCCCAGAGGUCCACCGGGUCGUCCAGGACCAGGAACUACGGGUGAAGCUGUCGCUGGUCCUCCAGGUGAACCAGGGCCACCAGGUCCUCCAGGUGUAGCAGGUCCAGAAGGUUUGCCAGGAAAAGAUGGCGUGCCAGGUUCAAAGGGUGAUAGUGGCUCAAAAGGAGAUAGAGGCUCACCAGGUCGCAGAGGUCUUCCGGGUUUAAAAGGUGAACCAGGAAUUGUUGGUAAACCUGGAUUACCAGGACCACCUGGUCCAUCAGGACGAGACGGAUUACCAGGAAUUUCUGCUGAUGGCCCUGCGAUAGAGGGAGUUCAAGGUCCCCCAGGAGAGCAAGGAGAACCAGGUCCUAAAGGAGAUAAGGGUGAUAAAGGAGAUCGUGGUGAAAGAGGAGAAAGAGGAGAUCGAGGAUAUGAAGGACAAACCGGAUCAAAAGGUCAAAAGGGUGAAAGAGGAGACUUUUCUGGACAAGCAGGAUUAAAGGGUGAUAAAGGAGAUCCUGGGAGACCAGGAGAUCCGGGACUUACAGGAGAAAGAGGCUUUCCAGGUCUUCCAGGACAACGAGGGGAACAAGGAAUAAUCGGAUUUCCAGGACCUCCCGGAGUUGCUGGGCCGAGAGGUUUGGAUGGAAUUCCUGGAGAAAAGGGAGAUCCAGGACAACCAGGAAUUCCAGGUGACAAUGGCCUGCCAGGUGAACCGGGAGUUCCAGGGGAAAACGGUCAGGAUGGAGCUAAGGGUGAACCAGGUACCCCCGGCGCGCCAGGAACACCAGGACCUUCUGGAUUACCUGGUCCACCGGGGAUUCCAGGAGACCAGGGCAUUGAAGGUGCUCAGGGACCCAAAGGACCAAAAGGUGAUGUAGGACCUGCAGGACCGGAUGGCUUACCGGGUCCUCGUGGGCCAGCAGGUCUUCAAGGUUUGGUUGGACCGCCAGGAUCAAAGGGUGAUCAAGGCAAUACCGGUCCGAGAGGACCAGAAGGACCAAGGGGUUUACCAGGACAAGUCGGCCCUCCAGGUGAUUUAGGACCUCAAGGAACACCAGGAUUGCCGGGACUUCCAGGACCGGGCGGACCACCAGGUCCCCCAGGCCCACCAGGACCUCCAGGACCUGUGAGUGGUGGAACAGAAACAGAAUUCAGAUCCGUUGAAAAUUUAGCCGAUUUCCGUGGACCAAGGGGAUAUAAAGGAUCUUCAGGACCUCCAGGUUUACCUGGCGAACGCGGACCUCCAGGGGAUAAAGGUCCUCCAGGAAAUCCAAGUAUGCGGGGAAUGCCAGGACCUCCGGGAAAUCCUGGGGCAGCUGGAAAUCCAGGAACGCGUGGACCGCCAGGCAUGCCAGGAUUGCCAGGUCCUCCAGGUCGCAGCUUUACGGAAGAAGAAGUUAGAGAAAUUUGCGCUUCUGUUCUUCGAGACCAGAUGGAAGAUUUGGUUCGAGGUCUUCAUGGCCCUCCUGGGCCUCCAGGGAUAGGCUUACCAGGAAAGCAAGGUCCAUCAGGAAAACCAGGAAUUCCAGGCGACCCAGGAACUCCCGGUUUACCAGGUGAAAGAGGUUUUAUGGGAAUGCCUGGCGUACCAGGUCCUCAUGGUCCCCCAGGAAGCAAAGGAGAUAAAGGAGACAAAGGAGAUAGAGGACCUGAAGGUAUUGGAAUGGAAGGUCCAAUGGGACUUAGAGGUCUUCCAGGUCCCCCAGGUCCACCCGGCACUGGUCUUCCAGGACGUCCAGGAGAUCGAGGGCCACCUGGAAGGCAAGGACAGAGUGGUCCACGAGGUGUUCCAGGUCCUCAGGGUCCUCCCGGCUAUUGUGAACUCUGUAAUUACCAGAACGCUGAUCUUGUCAACUACUUGCAACCCCCUCCUCAACAUGUGAGCAAGGGAAACACUGAUAACGACUGAUCGACUGUUACGUUUUCACUAAGUCAAAUACUGCCAAACAUUCAUCUGAUGUAGGGAGAAAUUUGGGGAAUAUCUUCCCGAUCGACACCACUGCCGCUGUUGUUUAAGAUGCUGAGCAUUCUGAAGAUUCUUUUAGAAGGAAGCAUUCAAACAUUUGUUCCUUAAAUACUGCUUUGUCAUCAAUCGAAAAUUGUCUAUCUUAUACCAGAUUUUCUUGGAUUAAUUGAAUGUUCUAUACUGCAUCUAAAGGACUAAUUCUGUUAUCAAAAUUCCUUUUAUAAUGUAUGAAUUUAAUCAAAUGUUCCAUUUAAUAUAAAGAGAGCUUUUUUCUCUGUUUUCUUUAGCCUUUUAAAUAUUUUAUAUAUUUAUUUAUAGGCGACUAUUAAGGGCAACGAAGAAAAAGGUUCUCAAAUUUGAAAUUAUGCUUAUGGGAAUCAAGAUUUACUUACUGCCAAGUAAAUGCACCAUUUACUUAGUUAUGUAUGUUUUCAAACAGAAAUAUUACCAGUUUGAUGUUGGGACAAAUAUCUACAGUAAAAUAUAUUUCAAUUUAAUUAAAAUUUUCAUCAAAUUGUUUGAUAAAAAUUCUGCUUUUUAAGUCCGUUUAUCCAGAAUACACAUUGACAAUCAGUUUGCUAAGCAUCUUUAUUGAGUUCAGCUGCUUUGCUGUUCAUUUCAUCUGAGAAAAAUCAAAAGUAUUUUAAAGCUGAUCUCUAAAAGACUACUUUAAAAGUAGUCUCUAAAGAACACGAUUAUAUUUAUUUUUGUAAAUGCGUUUAUUUUUCUAUUCAAUUUUUUUUUGUUUGAAAUCAUGCAUCAUAAAUUUAGUGAAACUCUGGAAAUGCUAGUCUUUAUAAUUUCCAGUGGGGAAAUGGAAGGGGGUUAUUGGACCGGUGAUGAGUGAGUGGACAAAUUUUAUUUGUGAUUGCGUCAUUUCAUUUUUCUGCUAAAUUUAUUUUAUGAUUGUCAUUAUUUGCUUAAAAUAUUGUGAUAUCUAUGCCAUAUGUGCCUUUCUCUAUUUUGCUCAAAUCUCAACACUGCCAGAUCCGUUGGCUCUUAUAAAAUCCACUGAGUACUCAAGUAUUCACAGAAAAAAAAAAGAUCAGCUAAAAAAAUUCAACUAAUGACAUUUUAUUCAAAGAAUAUAAUUCAAGUGUUAACUGCGGAUUUAAUGUUUUAUUACCUUCAUUUUUACAUUCAAUUUGUAUUUGAUUUAUCUAAAAUUAGAUUUUAUUUUGCUAUUUACACAAAAAAUACUAUAAAUUGUGAUGAAUUUGUUUCAAUACAGUCAACGAAUUAAUGAAUGUUUCCUUUAAAGCUGUAAAUCUUUUUCCUUUUUAUAUUUGUUUAAUACCAUGUAAAUAACUACUUCCUCUUGCUUUUGAAUUUUUAAUAAAAUGAAUUUUUGUACUUUAAAAAGUAUGAAUAUUCAUUAUGAAAACUGUUUUACUUUAGCCUUUUC
Molecule: messenger RNA, 4605 nt
Organism: Argiope bruennichi
Lineage: Eukaryota; Metazoa; Arthropoda; Arachnida; Araneae; Araneidae
Product: collagen alpha-1(XXII) chain-like
Exons: 42
Coding region: 159-3143 (994 amino acids)
Biological process (GO): endothelial cell morphogenesis; angiogenesis
Source: RefSeq, a predicted model, not a curated record